AAAUAGACUUGUUUUGUUGAAGAUUACCGGUAGGAAGUCGGAAGUCAGGAAAUCAUGUUCGCUCUCAGCCGUAAUGUCAGCAAUGUAGCCAAAAAUGCCGUACGCGGCAAGCACACCUUGCCCAAGCUGCCAUACGACUAUGCAGCUUUGGAACCCAUUGUCUGUCGGGAAAUUAUGGAAUUACAUCACACCAAACAUCACCAGACCUAUGUCAACAACUUGAACGCUGCCGAAGAACAGUUGGCCGAGGCCCAGAGCAAAAAUGAUGUUACCAAGAUCAUCUCUUUGGCUCCUGCUUUGCGUUUCAACGGUGGUGGCCACAUUAACCACUCAAUCUUCUGGCAGAACUUGACCAGCGAAAAAACUGAACCGUCUGCUGACUUGAAGAAGGCUAUUGAAGCGCAAUGGAAGAGUUUGGAUGCUUUCAAAAAAGAAAUGACCGCACUUACCGUAGCUGUUCAAGGCUCUGGCUGGGGAUGGCUGGGCUACAACAAGAAAACUCAAAAGUUGCAAAUUGUAGCUAUGCCAAAUCAAGAUCCAUUGGAAGCCAGUACUGGUUUGGUUCCAUUGUUCGGCAUUGAUGUCUGGGAACACGCCUACUAUUUGCAAUACAAAAACCUUCGCCCAUCUUAUGUUGAGGCUAUCUGGGACAUUGCCAACUGGAAUGAUAUUUCCAAACGUUUCGCUGACGCCAAGUAAGAAGCAGCGCGGGCG
Messenger RNA from Musca vetustissima, 714 nucleotides. It is a transcript of the gene Sod2, whose product is annotated as superoxide dismutase [Mn], mitochondrial. Gene Ontology annotation, cellular component: mitochondrion. Lineage: Eukaryota; Metazoa; Arthropoda; Insecta; Diptera; Muscidae. Gene Ontology annotation, molecular function: metal ion binding; superoxide dismutase activity. Bases 55 to 699 code for a protein of 214 amino acids. The transcript is spliced from 4 exons. The record is from RefSeq and is a predicted model, not a curated record. Gene Ontology annotation, biological process: superoxide metabolic process.